This is a messenger RNA of Mycena indigotica, 993 nucleotides long. Its product is annotated as BZIP domain-containing protein. The coding region runs from base 10 to 993 and encodes 327 amino acids. The transcript has 5 exons. The record is from RefSeq and is a predicted model, not a curated record. NCBI's taxonomy places the organism in Eukaryota, Fungi, Basidiomycota, Agaricomycetes, Agaricales, Mycenaceae. Gene Ontology annotation, biological process: regulation of DNA-templated transcription. Gene Ontology annotation, molecular function: DNA-binding transcription factor activity.
CGUACCCUGAUGUCGUCUAUAAGCGGACAUACGGCACAAACAGCAGAGAGGCCAGAGCGUAGCCGUAACGCCAAGGCGCAAGCCCGCCACCGCGCAAAGAGAAAAGCCUACAUCGAGCAGCUUGAGCAAACUGUUACCAAGCUACAAACUGCUCUCGGCUUCACCCCCGAGCAAGUGACAUCCUUGCCUCCACCGUUGGUUAAGAUUCGCGAGCUCGAGCAAGAAAAUGCGCGUCUCACGAAAGAAAACGACGAACUGCAUCGACUUUUGGCCGAUGCAGGCAUUAAUCCAGUCACCGGCGCCCGUUCUCUCAGUCUAGACAGUAUGGGCAGACGCGGUUCUCCAUUGGGGGCUAAUUAUGGCGACCCCCAUCGCUCUGUAGAGCGCGACUUCAAGCGAAGAAAGAUGGAUGGAAUGGACGACUACCUCCCACCCAGCAGUCAUCACCACAGCGAUCUCACUCGGCCCCCACCUUUAACAAUUCCGCAGUCCGGCCAUGGUGGUCCUCACCAUUAUUCAGCAACGCAGCACACGUCCAGCUCCAAUAGCUCAACUCCAGGCUCACUAUUCUUGCCUCCACCUAAUGCUCCGCCAAUCGGGCCUCCCUUUGGCCAAAUCCCUAAUACACCCUCUGGAUCGAGCUCAACAUCGUCUCCCCCCUUUUCGCCCGCCACCAUGCAUGCCAACUCCAAUCCCCAUGCUCAUUCGCACUCGCCAGUCGGCCACCGCCCUCCAUCGAUUCCCCACGGUCUUUCGAGCUACGCGUCGAGCGCGAGCAGCCAGAGCUAUGUCAGCGUCAAGGCAGAAGACGAUAGCUAUCCGUCAUCGCACCAGUCAAACCACUCGCCACACUCGCACUCCAACCACAGUGCCGGCGGCCACCACUACACCCUGCCCCCCUUCUCCCAGACGAUCCCGGACCACUCGCUCGACAAUCAGACGAGCAGCUGGCACCCAAGUUACUCGUCUGAGCGCGCGCCGCUUCACCGGUAG